Molecule: messenger RNA, 1695 nt
Organism: Naegleria lovaniensis
Lineage: Eukaryota; Heterolobosea; Eutetramitea; Acrasida; Naegleriidae
Exons: 2
Coding region: 1-1695 (564 amino acids)
Biological process (GO): mRNA cis splicing, via spliceosome
Cellular component (GO): U2-type prespliceosome; U1 snRNP
Molecular function (GO): RNA binding
Source: RefSeq, a predicted model, not a curated record
AUGUCUCAAGAUCGUCAUCCAUAUUAUAAUAAUUAUUCUUCUGGUGGCUAUUAUUCAUCACGAGGAGGUGGAAGAGAUGAUCGAUAUUAUAAUAGUUCCGAUCAUCCUUCUUCGUACCGCCAUCAUCAUCAACACGAUAGAAGUGGCAGUAAUUAUUAUUCUUCUUCUUCCUCUCAUUAUCAAUCAUCACCAUCAUCGGAUUCCAGGGAUCAUUAUUCCCAACAACAACAAUACAAUAACUACAACCGACCACCCUCCUAUACUUCACCUUCCUCCUCCUCAAGAAUAUCAACUCCUCCAUCCGCGUCGUCGCCAUCAUCAUCAUCAACUCCAUCCAAUAUCUCACCCUUCCGACAAAGCAGCUCUGCUCAUGACUAUGAUGAUACGGCUUCACCUCCAAGAAGCCCUUCUCAAUCAUCGGCUUCAUCAGGUGGCUCAAAAAUUCGUGAAAUGUCAUACGAAGAGAGGGUUAGUACUUUCAAGAAAAUGUUAGAUGAUUGUAAAGUUCAAACAGAUGAUGACUGGUCUCGUGCAAUGAAAAGAGUUGGCAACGACCCGAGAGUUAAGCUCAUUAAAAGGGUACAAGAUAGACAGGACAUAUUCUACAAGUACAUUUCCGAGAAAAAAGAAAAGGAAAGAGAAGCCAACCGUGAAAGGAGAAGAAAAUUGAAAGAAGAUUUCAUGAAUAUGCUUUCUGAGCUGAAAUCAACAAUUUUUGCAAAUCCAAAAUCAUAUCUUUCAACAACGUAUCAACAAGUCUUACCUAAAAUUGAGAACGAUCACAGAUUUUUGAAUGUCGAACAUGAGGACGACCGAUUGGAUUACUUUUAUUCAUUUCUUGAUGAAUUGGAGCGAAAAGAUAAAGAUUCUAUCAAACAAGAACGAAAGAAAAAUAUGGCAAACUUUCACGAUUUACUAUGCAAGAAACAAGAGCAAGGCUUGAUUAAUUAUAGAAGUUUGUGGAGGCAAAUUAAGGAUAAAAUACAAAAUGAAGGCGAGUAUAAGGCUUUAGAUUAUUGUGAUCGAUUGAUGGUAUGGGAAAGCUUUAUUUCGAAUCUCGAACUCGAGCAUUACAACAAGAAAAAACAAAAACGAGAGGAAAAGCAACGUCUUCUCAAGGAACAAGCUGACAAAUUUUGGCAAUUUCUUAUCGAGCUCAAACAGAAACGCAUGCUCAACGUGUUGAGUGCUUGGAAAGAAGUGAAACCAUUGCUAGAAGAUGAUGAACGGUAUCAAUCUAUUGCGAGUCAAAUGGUCGAAUUACCACCAUAUUCUCCAAGGCAUCAUGGCGGAGAUUCGAAUUCUCCUCGAUUAAUUGAAAAACCUAGGAAGCUUUUCGACGACUAUAUUGAACAUUUAGUAGACUUGUACAAGAAUGACAAGAAAACCUUCAGAAAAAUUAUCAAGGACUUGAAUGUUGAAAUUGAUGAAAAUUCAACUUUUGAAAAUUUCAAAACUAUUAUUGAAAAGGACGAACGAACGAAAAGCAUUGAUCCAGACAAUUUAUCCAUACUUUUCGAGGAAGCUGUCGAUAAGGCAAAAAAGAAGAGAAAACGCUCGACCAUGGAUGAUGGUGAUUAUCCACCUCUCGUCGGCACUGAUUUCACAACACACGAAUUUCAGCCGCCACCUCCACCACCUCCUCCACUCGAAGAUAAUUAUGAAAAAUCUCCCAAACAUCUCAAGACUGAUUGA